AUGGCUCGCUUUCUCGGUCUCAGAGGCUCGAAGCUGAGCAUGGCCACAAUCAUAUUGAUUGUUGGUCCGGCAUAUUUUACAUUUGGUUAUAAUUUGGCCGUUGCCGGUGGCCUUCUCACUUUGGAGUCGUUUGUCAAGCAGUUCCCUCAAAUGGACACCAUUAAUACUACUGGAGCUCAGAAUAAACUAAACUCCAACAUUCAAGGCGCCGUAUCUGCUCUAUUUACCGUUGGUGGUUUCCUGGGUGCCCUAUCCACCAUUCCCCUAGGAGAUUUACUCGGCCGUCGUCGCAUUAUCUUUUUUGGUUCAGCAUUAGUUGUCAUCGGCGCUGUUUUGAUGUCAUCCUCGUACUCUCUGGCACAAUUAAUUGUAGCGAGAUUGGUACAAGGUUGCGGCACUGGUGCCAUCACUGCCACUGUUCCUGUAUGGCAAUCUGAACUUUCAGGAUCAGCCCACAGAGGAUCUCACGUUGUCACAGAGGGGCUUUUCAUUGCCGCGGGUAUUGCUGCCUCUCAGUGGAUUGACCUUGGCUUCUUUUUUAUUGGUUCAUCUUCUGUAUCAUGGAGAGUGCCUCUUAUCAUCCAAGUCCCCUUGCCAAUUUUGGUCAUGAUCUUUGUCUUCUAUAUGCCAGAGUCCCCCCGAUGGCUUUUGCUGAAGAACCAUCUCAAAGAGGCACGUGAGAUUCUGUGUAUCCUUAGAGAUGAGGAUGAAAAUUCGUCGGCCAUUCAGAGAGAAAUUGCAGAGGUUGAAACGUCACUUGAAAUGAUUGGGAGUGUCUCGCGAUGGGACGUGUUUAAGAUGGGUGAAAAGAGGAACUUUCAUCGUCUCAUGCUAGGAAUCGGAGGGCAAUCGUUCUCGCAACUUUGCGGUGUCAACUCGAUUACCUUUUAUGCAACAAUUAUCUUUCAGCAACGCUUGAAGCUGGAUGCUAUUAAAGCAAGACUACUUGGUGGCGGUAUGACGACCAUUCAGAUUGUUGGAGCCCUUGCGGCUGUCCUGACCAUUGACCGCCUCGGCCGUCGGCCCUUGAUGCUUAUGAGCUCUGCCGGCAUGUGCAUUACAAUGGUCAUCAUCACAGGAACUACUUCAACCACCAAUAACCAAGCGGCACUGAUCGUAGCCGUUGUCUGCUUCUUCAUCUAUAACAUGUCCUACACGUUCGGAUUCUUGGGCUUGACUUUUCUUUACUCGACUGAGGUGGCCCCUCCUCAUCUACGUGCCAAGAUUAGCGGUUUCUCUAACUGCAUGACAUGGCUGAUGAACUUUGUCGUUGUUGAAGUUACGCCUACUGGUUUCGACAAUAUUCAGUACCGCUACUACAUAAUAUGGGCAGUCAUUAACUUCUUCAUAUUCACAACUGUGUUUUUCCUGUAUCCGGAAACAAAUGGCCGAACAUUAGAAGAGAUGGAUGAGAUUUUUAUGUUGUCAAACAAUAUUUUUGAUAGCCGCAAGCUUGCCAUGAGCCUCUCCAAGAGAGAAUCCGACCACGAGUCAAUAGCCGAAAAGGUCACCGCUCAGCAAGUCGAUCAAUUAAAGUAG
Molecule: messenger RNA, 1539 nt
Organism: Trichoderma atroviride IMI 206040
Lineage: Eukaryota; Fungi; Ascomycota; Sordariomycetes; Hypocreales; Hypocreaceae
Biological process (GO): carbohydrate transport; transmembrane transport
Cellular component (GO): membrane
Molecular function (GO): carbohydrate:proton symporter activity
Source: RefSeq, a predicted model, not a curated record